This is a messenger RNA of Electrophorus electricus (electric eel), 1495 nucleotides long. It is a transcript of the gene hao1, whose product is annotated as hydroxyacid oxidase (glycolate oxidase) 1. NCBI's taxonomy places the organism in Eukaryota, Metazoa, Chordata, Actinopteri, Gymnotiformes, Gymnotidae. Gene Ontology annotation, molecular function: FMN binding; oxidoreductase activity. The record is from RefSeq and is a predicted model, not a curated record.
UUAAGGGUUCGCUUGCAGGGAAACAUGUCCAACAAGUCUGUGUGCAUUUGUGACUUUGAGCACCAUGCUAAGAGAGUCUUACCCAAAGCGGUGUUUGACUAUUAUUUCUCUGGAGCAGAUGAGCAGGAGACCUUAGCUGAUAAUGUAGCAGCUUUCUCCAGAUGGCGCUUGUUCCCACGUGUGCUGCGAAACGUUUCCAGAAUGGAUCUCUCUGCCACGGUGCUGGGCCAGCGUCUCAGCAUGCCUGUGUGUGUGGCAGCUACUGCCAUGCAGAGGAUGGCUCACCCUGAUGGAGAAACAGCCACUGCAAGGGCUUGUCUGCUCACUGGCACAGGAAUGAUGCUCAGCUCCUGGGCCACCUCUACCAUUGAGGAGGUCGCUGAGGCAGCCCCAGACGCCGUGCGCUGGAUGCAGCUCUAUAUUUACAAGGAUCGAGCUCUGACUCACUCGCUGGUCAGGAGGGCCGAGGAGGCUGGCUAUAAGGGUAUCUUUGUCACUGUGGACACACCUUACCUUGGCAGGCGGCGCGAUGACGUGCGCAACCGCUUCAGGCUGCCCUCUCAUUUGAGGAUGGCCAAUUUUGAAUCCCCUGAUUUAGCGUUCUCCUCAAAGAAGGGCUAUGGUGAGGACAGCGGCCUGGCUGUAUAUGUGUCUGAGGCCAUAGAUCCUACACUGAAAUGGGAGGAUGUCGCUUGGCUGAAGAGGAUCACCUCCUUGCCCGUAGUGGUCAAAGGGGUUUUGCGAGGGGACGAUGCCAAGGAAGCUCUGAAAUUUGGAGCUGAUGGGAUACUUGUGUCAAACCAUGGAGCAAGACAGCUUGACUGUGUUCCAGCCACUAUCGAUGCUUUACCUGAGAUUGUGGAGGCAGUAGAAGGCAGGGUGGAGAUUUACCUGGAUGGGGGCAUACGGAGGGGUACGGAUGUGCUAAAGGCCCUGGCUCUGGGGGCGAAGGCUGUAUUUGUGGGAAGACCUAUCCUGUGGGGCCUGGCAUGUGAGGGUGAGAAAGGUGUCAGUGAUGUGCUCCAGCUGCUGCGAGAGGAACUUCACCUUGCAUUAGCUCUUACAGGAUGCCGUUCACUGAAAGAAGUGGAUAGGACUCUUGUGAGAAGAUCUGGGCACAUCUCAAAGAUCUGAUGUUCUGGACAACUUUAACACUCAAAUAACCAUCCUUGGUAAAUCUGGGUUUCAAUUAAAAUGCCACUCAAUUAAAAUUGAUUUUUUGCCAAAAUGUUUUUAGUAGAUCUUAAUUUUUUAAACAUCUUAAUGUUAAUUUUUAAAAUAAAAAGCUGCCAGGACUUCCCAGUAACAAAGCUCCUCCGUAUGUAUAUUUAGCUAGCUGAAACUGAGUAUAUACCAUUUGAAGUCAGCCCAUUUAAUCACAAUUAUGAUAUAUAUAUAAAAACAAUAGAUAGACAGCUAAUUCAUUAGAUAGUACACAAAACAAUAAUAAACUGGAAAUUAAUAAUCUGUUAAUUUAUAAAUUAAUAUUUAAAUA